This is a messenger RNA of Orycteropus afer afer, 2163 nucleotides long. RefSeq names its product connector enhancer of kinase suppressor of Ras 1 (gene CNKSR1). Gene Ontology annotation, molecular function: protein binding. Lineage: Eukaryota; Metazoa; Chordata; Mammalia; Tubulidentata; Orycteropodidae. The record is from RefSeq and is a predicted model, not a curated record.
AUGGAGCCAGUAGCAAUCUGGACCCCCGGGAAGGUGGCAGCUUGGCUGAGAGGCCUUGAUGAUUCCCUGCAGGACUAUCCCUUUGAGGACUGGGAGCUGCCUGGCAAGUACCUGCUCCAGCUCUGCCCCCGAAGCCUUGAGGCUCUGACCGUGUGGCCUCUGGGUCACCAGGAGCUCAUCCUGGAUGGAGUGGAACAGCUCCAGGCCCUGAGCUCUGGACUACAGAUAGAGAACCUGCAGAGCCUGACAGAGAGGCUGCUGGCGGGGACCCACACCUUCCAGAGCUUAGCCCAAGGCCACCUGGGGGCCUGUGCUGAGACCCCUGCCGAUAUCCUCAGUGCAGCUGUGGAGCUGGUGCAUGAGGCCCGUGCCCUCCUCUUCUGGCUCAACAGAUACCUCUUCUCCCACUUAAACGACUUCUCGGCCUGUCAGGAGAUUGGAGAGUUGUGCAGGGAGCUGGGCCAAGUCUUGCAGGAGGAUUGCCCAGCAGCUGAGAAGGAGAGCCGAGUCCUGAGAAUUUGCAGCCACGUGGCCGGGGUCUGCCACAACAUCCUGGACUGCAGCCCUGAGGAGCUGCUGGAGCAGAGGGCUGUGCUAGAGCGGGUACAGCUGGACAAUCCUUUGGGCCUGGAAAUCCACACCACCAGCAAUUGUCUUCAUUUUGUGUCUCAAGUGGGCCCCCAGGUCCCCACCAACUCCCGACUGCAGAUCCUGCCUGGAGACGAAAUUGUCCAAAUCAACGAUCAGGUGGUGGUGGGCUGGCCCCAUAAGAACGUGGUGAGGGAGCUGCUGCGGGAGCCAGCUGGGGCCAGCCUAGUGCUGAAGAAGGUCCCAGUGCCUGAGACCCCCCCACAGACUCCUCCUCAGGUCCUGGACUCCCCACACUUCAGGAUCCAGUCACUGGCUCCCACUCCACUGGCUCCCAGGUCCCUAUCUGAGGAAGUCUUUGCCUUUGACCUGACUUCAACCCCAAGCCCUGGGCCCAGGCCUACCUGGGCAGACUCUGCCUCCCUUGACUCUGAGCCUGUGCUCAUCUCCCCUGUACCCCAAGCCACACUUCCAGCAGGGACACCAGAGACGCUAGAGCCCCCAGGAUACCCAGACCAGAGUCCUAUUCCUGGUCGGAGGAAAUCAAAAGGCGUGGCGACGCGGCUGAGCCGCCGGCGGGUGUCAUGCCGGGAGCUGGGCCAGCCCGACUGCGAUGGCUGGCUGCUGCUACGCAAGGUGCCCAGUGGGUUCAUGGGCCCACGCUGGCGCCGCUGCUGGUUUGUACUCAAGGGACACACACUCUACUGGUACCGCCAGCCCCAGGAUGAGAAGGCUGAAGGCCUCAUCAAUGUCUCCAACUACAGCCUGGAAAGUGGACAGGAUCAGAAGAAAAAAUAUGUGUUCCAGCUCACCCACGUUGUGUAUAAACCGUUCAUCUUUGCUGCUGACACCCUGGAGGAUCUGAGCAUGUGGGUGCGCCAUCUUAUCACCUGCAUUUCCAAGUACCAGUCUCCAGGGCGCACUCCCCCGUCGCGAGAGGAAGACUGCUACAGUGAGACAGAAGCAGAAGACCCCGAUGAUGAGGCUGGGUCCCGCUCAGCCUCGCCCAGCCCCGCCCAAGCCUGGAGUCCCCUCCGUGGAGACACGUCCCCUGCAGCCACCCCCACGCAGGGCAGCCCACGAACUUCCUUUGGCUCUCCAGCAGACAGUGGUGAAGGGGCGCUGGAAAGAAUGGUACGGGGGCUGAGGCAGGGUGGCGUGUCCCUUUUGGGCAAGCCACAACCCCUCACCCAUGAGCAAUGGCGGAGCUCCUUCAUGCGGCGUAACCGAGAACCUCAGCUCAAUGAGCAAGUGCACCGAGUGCGGGUGUUACAGAGCACACUCAAGGCAAAGCUGCAGGAACUCCAAGUCCUGGAGGAAGUACUUGGUGACCCAGAGCUGACUGGAGAGAAAUUCCGACGGUGGAAGGAACAGAACCAGGAGCUGUACUCAGAAAGCCUGGGGACCUGGGGAGUGGUGCAGGCUGAGGGCAGCCCUCAGGUCCCCACCUCUGACUCUAGAGAACAGUCCUUCAAUGUCCUGACCUCUGACCCAGGGGAACAUUCUCAUCUCUGCCCUCUGUCCCCAGAGAGCAGCCUCCUGACCUCUGACCUUGAGGACCACCUCAACCCCUAG